Messenger RNA from Drosophila serrata, 1353 nucleotides. It is a transcript of the gene Gr28a, whose product is annotated as Gustatory receptor 28a. Gene Ontology annotation, cellular component: dendrite; neuronal cell body; membrane. Gene Ontology annotation, biological process: chemosensory behavior; sensory perception of taste; male courtship behavior. Lineage: Eukaryota; Metazoa; Arthropoda; Insecta; Diptera; Drosophilidae. The record is from RefSeq and is a predicted model, not a curated record.
AUGGUUUUAAAGUUGUGGGAACGCAUUUCGCAAGCGGAUAAUGUGUUCCAGGCGCUUCGACCCUUGACUUAUAUCUCCCUUUUGGGCCUGGCUCCCUUUCGAUUGAAUUUGAAUCCUCGGAAGGAGGUACAGACAUCAACGUACUCCUUUAUAGCCGGCAUAGUGCACUUCCUGUUCUUUGUUUUGUGUUUUGGAAUAUCUGUGAGGGAAGGAGACUCCAUAAUAGGAUACUUUUUUCAAACGAAUAUCACACGUUUGGGUGAUGGAACUCUUCGGCUGACUGGCAUCCUGGCCAUGUCCACUAUUUUUGGGUUUGCCAUGUUCAAGAGGCAGCGCCUGGUGAGCAUCAUCCAGAACAUCAUCGUGGUGGAUGAGAUAUUCGUGAGGCUGGGCAUGAAGCUGGACUACCGAAGGAUACUGUUUUGUAGCUUUCUGAUCUCCUUGGGAAUGCUCCUGUUUAAUGUCAUUUAUUUGUGUGUGAGCUAUGGCCUGCUGGUCAGUGCCACCAUCUCGCCUUCGUUUGUGACCUUUACGACCUUUGCCCUGCCGCACAUCAAUAUUAGUUUGAUGGUCUUCAAGUUUUUGUGCACCACAGAUUUGGCCAGAAGUCGUUUCAGCAUGUUGAAUGAAAUCCUCCAGGACAUUUUGGAUGCACACAUUGAGCAGUAUAGUGCCUUGGAACUCUCCCCCAUGCAUUCGGUGGUGAAUCAUAGAAGAUACUCACAUCGCCUAAGAAAUUUGAUUAGCACUCCCAUGAAGCGGUACAGUGUUACCUCUAUAAUACGUCUCAAUCCGGAAUAUGCCAUUAAGCAAGUCUCCAAUAUACACAAUCUUCUCUGCGAUAUUUGUCAAACCAUUGAGGAGUAUUUUACCUAUCCGCUGCUUGGCAUCAUUGCCAUAUCUUUUCUAUUCAUUCUGUUUGAUGAUUUUUACUUACUGGAAGCUAUUUUGAAUCCCAAAAGAUUGGAUGUCUUCGAGACAGAUGAAUUCUUUGCCUUCUUUCUCAUGCAAUUGAUAUGGUAUAUAGUAAUUAUAGUACUGAUUGUGGAAGCCAGUAGUCGAACGAUUGUACAUAGCAAUCAUACGGCGGCUAUAGUUCACAAGAUAUUGAAUAUCACCGAUGAUCCGGAGCUGAGGGAUCGCCUUUUUCGGCUUUCCUUGCAAUUAUCCCACCGAAAGGUCCUGUUCACUGCCGCUGGUUUGUUUCGUUUGGAUCGUACUCUGAUUUUUACAAUUAGUGGUGCUGCCACUUGCUACCUCAUUAUCCUUAUUCAAUUUCGAUUUACACAUCAUCUGGAAGAGACCGCUGGCAAUUCCACAAAUCAUUCGCACCCCAUACAUGUGGGGGAAUAA